Lagenorhynchus albirostris (white-beaked dolphin) is the source of this 2435-nucleotide messenger RNA. It is a transcript of the gene DESI1, whose product is annotated as desumoylating isopeptidase 1. The transcript is spliced from 7 exons. Gene Ontology annotation, molecular function: peptidase activity. Gene Ontology annotation, biological process: protein modification by small protein removal. The coding region runs from base 230 to 721 and encodes 163 amino acids. The record is from RefSeq and is a predicted model, not a curated record. Lineage: Eukaryota; Metazoa; Chordata; Mammalia; Artiodactyla; Delphinidae.
UCUUCCGCGCGAAGCCGGCCGGUCCCCGCUCUGUCACCUCACGGUAGUCGUUGCCGGUGGCGGGUGCGGGGGCCCGAGCAGCGCUGGGCGACCUCUACCCCGCCCCUCAGGCCGGGCCCGGGCUCGGUCUCCCCGCUCCCUCCGCUCCCCUCCCCCGUCGGGUACGGGAAGGUCCAAGCAGCUGCCGGGUGCCUGAGGGACUUAGUGGCUGCAGCCGCCACGGGUCCCGAUGGAGCCGCCAAAUCUCUAUCCUGUGAAGCUCUACGUGUACGACCUGUCCAAGGGCCUGGCCCGGCGGCUCAGCCCCAUCAUGCUGGGGAAACAACUGGAAGGCAUCUGGCACACCUCCAUAGUUGUACACAAGGAUGAGUUCUUCUUCGGCAGUGGCGGUAUCUCCAGCUGUCCACCGGGAGGUACGUUGCUUGGGCCCCCAGAUUCUGUGGUUGAUGUGGGGAGUACAGAAGUCACAGAAGAAAUCUUCCUGGAGUACCUGUCCUCCCUGGGGGAGUCUCUGUUCCGAGGUGAAGCCUACAACCUCUUUGAACACAACUGUAACACCUUCAGCAAUGAAGUGGCACAGUUCCUGACUGGGCGGAAGAUCCCUUCUUACAUCACUGACCUUCCCUCUGAAGUUCUCUCCACAAAGUACCUCACUCAGGUGCUCCGUGCAGUGCAUCCCUUUCCAUUUUCUGCACCAAGUGGAGACGGUAACAUCUCCUAGAGAUGCUGUCAGAGUGAAUGAAGGGCCCACCAUGGUGUGAGGUGUGGGGGCAUCUGCAGUGGCUGACGGCUUGAUCUUACUAGAACUGAAAUGGCAGUCAACACUCUUCGUUUAUUGGAAUGGCAGGCAAGUCACUGUCCACAGGUGGAGAUUACAUCCCCAUUUGUAUAGAUAAAGAAACUGAGGCCCAGCAAAGGAAGGUGACCUGUGCAAGUCCCUUUGGUUAUCAGGGACCUCACUGUGGUUCUCCUGACUUGGCCUCCAGUUAUCUCCUCAGGGUACAGAAGCUACCGAGACAGAAAAACAAACAGGCCUAUCAAAAGUAUUGUGCACAUCAGCGUCACUCAUAGAUGUGUGGAGUGUGUGUAGGACCAAAACUGCCAGAGUUGAUCCCAGGCAUCAGGGCAAAGACGGUGGAUGUAGCAAAAACGCCUGCCUACCCAGGCACGCUGGCAAGCUGGAGGGCAACCCACACAAAUACAGGGGGGACUGGAGGUGGGCCUUUGCCUCUGGCUUCUGGAGGAAGAAAUAGAGAAUCUUAGAAAAGACGAAGCUGCGGCUAAUGCACUUCCAAGGGGGGAAAGGACUUUGAAAUUUGCCAUAAUACCAGCAUCCAGAGACAGUCUGCUACUUUUCCAUUAGAAAAAUGGGAUUAUGCUUUUUCCAUGUUAGAUAUCCUACAACACAGAUUUUCAAGGCUUCACAGCAAUUCAUCUUACUGAUGGAUCGAUCAUAAUUAAUUUAACCAAUCUCCAAUUUUUUUCCUUUUCUUAUUUUCUAAAAGUUGAGGACUUCCCUGGUGGCGCAGUGGUUAAGAAUCCACCUGCCAAUGUAGGAGACACGGGUUCGAGCCCUGGUCCGGGAAGAUCCCACAUGCCGUGGAGCAACUAAGCCCGUGCACCACAACUACUGAGCCUGCGUUCUAGAGCCCGUGGGGCACAACUACUGAGCCCGUGAGCCACAAUUACUGAAGCCCGCGCACCUAGAGCCCAUGCUCCACAACAAGAGAAGCCACCACAAUGAGAAGCCUGCGCACUGCAAUGAAGAGUAGCCCCUGCUUGCCACAACUAGAGAAAGCCCGCGCACAGCAAUGAAGACCCAACGCAGACAAAUUAAUUAAUUUUUUAAAAAGUUGAAUUGUUGGCUCAAAGGGUCUGCACAUUUUUAAUGCUGUUGACAUGAAAUAGCCGUUUAAUUAGUAAUAGUAUCAAGUACAUCUAUACAAAUUCUUCUUUGGAGAGGGCCUGCUAUGUGGGCUUUUUUAUAUUAAUUAUUUCUUUUCAUGCAUAAAGCAACCCUACAAAGUAGGUGGUGUUCUUCACAUUUUACAGAUGGGGACACAAAGCCUCAGAGAGGUGAAGUGACUUGUCCAAAGUAACAUGGUUGGUGAAGCUGGGAAGACACCUAGAACUGACUCCAAAGUCAACGUGAUGGUUAAAUAGUUGUGAAUAGAGAGGUGUCCAGGAAGGCUUCUUUUUUUUAUGAAUUUAUUUAUUUAUUUAUUUUGGCUGCGUUGGGUCUUCCUUGCUGUGUGCGGGCUUUCCCUAGUUGGGCGAGCGGGGCUACUCUUCCUUGCAGUGCGCGGGCUUCUCAUUGCGGUGGCUUCUCUUCUUGCAGAGCACGGGCUCUAGGCGCAUGGGCUUCAGUAGUUGUGGCGCAAGGGCUCAGUAUUUGUGGUGCACCGGCUUAGUUGCUCCGCGGCUUGUGGGGUCUU